AUGGUAUCAGAUAUUCAUUCUGAAGUACAAGGAGGGAUAAUAGAAAAUAGCAAAUAUUGUUGGAUUGCUUCUGGAGCGAUUCUUGAAAUAUUUUGCAUUAAAACUGGCUCCAAAAUUGCAUCUUGGAAGUUCGGAUCAUUUUAUAAGAGUCAGUAUACCUGUAUAACAAGUAUUUGCAAAAUACCCAUUUCUGAAGAAUUUGGAUCCUGUUUACUUGCCAUAGGAUUAUGUCACGGUGUAAAUGAUGGAAGCAUAUGUAUUUUUGCAAUACAAGGUUGCAGAAUAUUGUUAGCAAUUAAUAUUGGUGAACCCGUCACAAAAAUAUGCCUAGUUGAUUCUGGAGGAAAUUUAGCUGGUCCUUUAUCUGCCUUUGAUGGAGUCUUAGCUGUUACAACAAAUAAAGAAAAUGCAUAUUUAAUCGAUCUUUGCAGGCAGAUUUGUAUUGAUGCCCUUGAAUUGGGACCUGAAUAUGGAUUUGAUGAGUAUCACAUAAGACAGUGUGCAAAAGUUCGUCCAAAUGCCAAUUAUGAACUUCUGAAGGAAUUAGCAAUGGCAAAAGAUGAACACAUAGCCCUAAAUAUUUACUCUGUAGACAUCAUAGGAUCAGUUACAAGUUUAUUGAUGGUGCAACAAAUAUCAGCUCUUGUUAUUGGUAGCAAUACAGGCGCUUUUGUUAUAAUUGAUCUGAUAGGCUUUAAAAUUAUUUAUAAAUCAAAUCCAAUGCACGGUGCUAUACUACAAAUAACUUUCCAAGAACCUUCUGAUGAUCCACGAGCUCACUGUUUCCUGUGGACGCUUCAUUCAAAUGGUACAAAAACCACAGCCAAUUUUCAUCAAUUAAUUUAUAGAUCGAAAGAUUCUUCUGGCUUUUGUAGAUAUCAGGAGUUUUUGAAUUGCAAUUUGCAAUACACCAUGGUUUUGGGGAAGAUUGAAUCUCGAAUUAUUUCUUGUCAGGUCAUACAAAAGCUUUUUCAAGAUGAGUGUGCUAUAAGCGUAUGUACAUUUUCAUGGAUUGCAGAAAAUAAAUUAUAUUUAUGUAUUUUCGAUAUAGAUCAAUGGUACAAAUUUGGAAUGGGUAAUUCAAAUAUUGAGUCAAGAUUAGAAAAAAUUGUUUAUAACAAAUUUCAGAUUAAAUUAGAUCUUGAUUAUACAAAGCUUAGAGAUAUAAAAUUAAGCACUAAUACAUUAAGCUUGUUCAAAUCGUGCCAAGCUUUUGAUGAAUAUUAUCAUCCUGGUUCUCUGACUUUUGAUUGUGAUGUAUUGAGCAUUUCAAAAAACUUUUGUUUCCAUUGGCCUGGUUCUCAAAAGCAAAUUCUACAGAAAUUAUCAAAUAUGGGUUCAGCAGGAUUGAUAGCACCAGAAUCAUUAUAUCUUGAAUGUUUGAGAACGCAUCUGAUACCAUUAUUUCAUGAUAAUUCAUUUGAUUGUGAAACUUCGACGUCAUCCCCUCUGGCCACGAGGCAGCAGGACUCUAGGACUUUACAGGACUACGCAACCCCAUUUCACAGCACAACUCGCGUUGCGUUCCGUUCGUCGUGGGAUGAGUCCGGUGGAGGAGGAGAUCGUGUACCAGUUUCCUUAGUACCGGCAUUCGUUCGCCGUUCGCCGUUCGGGAGUUGA
Messenger RNA from Ctenocephalides felis (cat flea), 1620 nucleotides. RefSeq names its product protein ELYS (gene Elys). Lineage: Eukaryota; Metazoa; Arthropoda; Insecta; Siphonaptera; Pulicidae. The transcript has 12 exons. The record is from RefSeq and is a predicted model, not a curated record. Gene Ontology annotation, molecular function: protein binding. Bases 1 to 1620 code for a protein of 539 amino acids.